This is a messenger RNA of Cariama cristata (Red-legged seriema), 1136 nucleotides long. RefSeq names its product G2/M phase-specific E3 ubiquitin-protein ligase-like. NCBI's taxonomy places the organism in Eukaryota, Metazoa, Chordata, Aves, Cariamiformes, Cariamidae. Gene Ontology annotation, cellular component: nucleus. The annotation marks the transcript as partial. The record is from RefSeq and is a predicted model, not a curated record. The transcript has 10 exons.
AUGAGUAAAAACGAUAAUUUUGACAUUCAAAGUCUGUUCUGUGUUCUCUGUGGACGGACAGAUGACUGCCCUGAAAAGUAUGGAGAAAAAAGGACCUAUGUGGAAUACGAUCUCACUGUUCAUUAUUACUGUUUGUUGAUGUCAAGUGGCAUUUGGCAGAGAGGGGAAGAAGGUGAAGGUGUGGAUGGAUUCUUAAUCACCGACAUUAGAAAAGAAGUAAAUAGAGCUGCAAAACUGAAAUGUAAUAUCUGUAAGAAAAAGGGUGCUUCAAUUGGAUGUGUAGCUCCCAAAUGCAAACGAAGUUACCAUUUUCCUUGUGGAAUACAAAAGGAAUGUAUUUUCCAGUUCAUGGAAGACUUCAGAUCUUACUGUUGGGAACAUAAGCCAGUCCAAAAGUUUCCAGAUAAAGAAUCUAGAGGAACUUCAGAGUGUACAAUAUGCCUGGAUUUGGUUGAACAGCUUCCAGUGUACACUGUAUUGAAAAGUCCUUGCUGUAAAAAUACUUGGUUUCAUCGAGAAUGCUUGCAGUGUCAAGCUUUGAGUGCUGGGAUAUUUUUCUUUAGGUGCGCAGUAUGUAAUAACAAGGACAAAUUUCAGAAAGAAAUGUUGAGAAUGGGCAUACACAUUCCAGAAAAGGAUGCAUCUUGGGAACUUGAAGAGAAUGCAUAUCAAGACCUACUGCAAUGUUAUCAACACUGUGACAUUAAAAGAUGUCUCUGCAAGAAAGGAAGAGACUAUAAUGAACCUGAUAGUAAAUGGGAAAUAAAGCGUUGUCAGUGUUGUGGUUCCCGUGGAACUCAUUUGGCCUGUUCAUCUCUGAAGUCAUGGGAGCAAGACUGGGAGUGCAUGGAAUGCAGAAGUAUCCUUGCAAAAUCAGGGAACUAUAGUAAACAGAAAAAGCGUUCUUUGGCUACCUCUGAAAAGACGGGUGGGACAACUUGUUUGCUCGAAGAGCCAUCUCCAAAGUGCCCUCGGCAGUCACCUGGACCUCAACGCAAUUUUCUUCUCCAAUCACCAAAGAUAAUGUGCCAGAACAACUUGUCACCCUGCUCACACCUAGAACUUCCAGCGUCCAACAGAGUGACGGUGUCCUUGUCUCCACUGAUGUCAAACAGGAACUGGUCCCCGAGAAAGAA